This is a messenger RNA of Trichoderma gamsii, 3666 nucleotides long. RefSeq names its product histone deacetylase HOS3. Gene Ontology annotation, molecular function: histone deacetylase activity. The record is from RefSeq and is a predicted model, not a curated record. Gene Ontology annotation, cellular component: nucleus. The coding region runs from base 1 to 3666 and encodes 1221 amino acids. The transcript is spliced from 4 exons. Lineage: Eukaryota; Fungi; Ascomycota; Sordariomycetes; Hypocreales; Hypocreaceae.
AUGGCCCCCUAUAUUAGCAACGGUAGGCACGUGAUUGCGGUCACUGGCCUGUUACAGCCCACGGCAGAGCGCAGCAUCACCGCAGCAUCAACCGCAUCUAGUCUGCCUGUCGCGUCACCGGCUUCGCACCUCAGGCUUCUCUUCUCUCCUCAGGCCUCUCAUUCGCAAAUUCACUCUCCCUUCACUCUUGCCGCUGCUCCACCCACACUCGCAGCACAAGCACAAGCACAAGGGCUGCUUCUUCUUCUUCUGCUUCUUCUGCCCGUUCGGCGUGUUCCUGGCGCAUGUCGCCUCGCUGCAACCCACCCGCCUCUACCUGUACGAUUCGAUGUCGUCUCCGCCCAAUGCAGCGCCGCCACGGCGUGCAGCGCCAGCCUCCAGCGGCGACGACGCACAGUCACUGAGCCAGCUGUCACUGUCGCUGUCUCUGACGCCGGGCCCGCGAUCCCCAGGACUGCCCGCAUCCCCGUCGACGCCGCUGCCUUUAAAUGCGUCUUCUCCCCAUGCCUCGCCCUCGUCCAGAGGCACUCCCACUCCCUCGCUCAGUCCCUCGGGCAGAGAAUCGCGCGCCGGAACUCCCACCCUCGUCCGCAAGGCCUCGAUGAACUCCCUGCACUCGGCAAAUGGCGCUGGCCCCUCGCGGUCGCUGUCCAGGCGCUCCAGCCUUGGGCAGGUUGUUUCACCGGGCUUGAGGGCGUCGUUUGGCAUGCCGAGCUUCGAGCCCGAGUGGCGGCCGCCCCUGACGCCAAACUCGGUGGCGAGCGGCCACUUCAAGGACGAGCUGGAAGCGCAUCACGGCCCUGUAUCGACGCUCCACACCGAGACGGUGGUGAUCCUCAACGAUGCAGUCUACGGCCACCGGUUUUCCCGCCCGCGCACCCCCAAGAGUGCAUUAAGCACCAUUGUGGAGCGGCCCGAGCGGAUCAAGGCCAGUGUCUUGGGCGUGUCCACAGCGGAAAUGUGCACUUGCUGCCCAGCAUCCCCUUUCGUAUUCACAAGACUGACCGGAGACUACCGUUGUUGUCUCCCGCGGUCACAAAUGUUCAUGGGACAAAAUGGAUGGAGGAGCUCAAGACCAUGUGCGAGUCCGCCGAGGAGGUGCUGGCUCGUGGAGGAAAGGAGCUGCAGAGGCCUACUAUUACACGAGGCCCAGACCAUGCCGCCCCAGAGAAGCUUCACGAGGGCGAUUUGUAUCUCUGUCCCGAGUCACUGGAUGCUAUCGAGGGUGCCUUGGGCGCUGUUUGUGAAGGUGUAGAUGCUGUUUUCUCAGCUGGGCCACGGCGAGCAUUUGUUGCCGUGCGGCCUCCGGGACAUCACUGCUCUGACAAUCUCCCAUCUGGUUUCUGCUGGGUGAACAAUGUUCAUGUUGGAAUCAUGCACGGUAUCCUCAACCACGGCCUGACGCAUGCCGCCAUCAUCGACUUUGACUUACACCACGGAGAUGGGUCUCAAUCCAUUGCGUGGGCACACAACUCGCGAGCCAUGGCUGCUACCAAGAACCAUGCCGCCUGGAAAAAGACGUCAAUAGGCUACUUCAGCUUGCAUGACAUCAACUCUUAUCCUUGUGAGAAUGGCGAUGAUGACAAGAUCAAGAACGCAAGUAUAUGCAUCGAGAAUGCACACGGGCAAAACAUUUGGAAUACCCAUCUCCAGCCGUGGAAAACAGUGGAGGAUUUCUGGGAUCUUUAUGAGACCAAGUACACGAUACUUCUCGACAAGGCUCGCAGCUAUCUCAAAGGUCAGGCAGAGAAGCUACAGGAUGCAGGACUUAGCCCGCGGGCUGUCAUCUUUCUUUCUGCUGGUUUCGAUGCCAGCGAAUGGGAGGGUGCGGGGAUGCAGCGUCACAAAGUCAACGUACCCACCGAGUUCUACGCACGAUUAACCCAAGAUGUUGUUCGACUUGCCGCAGAGGAAGGCCUUGCUGUUGACGGCCGCAUCGUCAGUGUCUUGGAAGGUGGCUAUAGCGACAGAGCCUUGACCGCGGGCAUCUUCAGCCAUAUUAGCGGCCUUGUUGGCAAGCAGAAUCUACCUCGACAGGGCGGCUUCCCAUUUACGGAUGGUGCGUACGGUGAGGACGGCGAGCGCGUUGUACCACCUCUGGGUUCGAUUAACCCAUACGAUCCCUCAUGGUGGGCGGCUGAUCAGCUUGAGAAAUUGGAAGCCAUAGUUGCGCAGUUUGAUGCCACACCAAAGAAGCCGCGUCUAUCUCCUACUCCAACAUAUUGCUCGCCAACCCAUGCCUCCACGGCGAGGGCUGUGAACCCUCUCAAAAUGCAGCGAAGCAUGUCGUCUCUCAUCAACAGGUCGACAGCCUCCAGCAGGUCUCCAUCUCCCUCACCCCCUGACGUGUCAUGGACGGUUGCUGCCAAGGAGCUUUCGAAGCUCCUCAUACCACGGGAUCGCCAAACUGAAAGUGCCACAUUUGAAGAUCUGAACCCAGAGGCAGGUCGGGUUCGACGAGAGAGAGCAUUAUCUGGCGCGACAGAGCUUGAUCGGCCGACGUCGAGAAUGUCGCUUCGCGAACGCAAGCCCAGAGCUAUUGAUCCUAUCCAAGAGCAAGAGGAGACUCGACAGAUGAAGGACCGGGGGAAGCCUGCGGCUGUUUCGACAAUUGCUGCAGAAAAGGCAACCGCUCGUGGUCAGACACCACAAUCUCUCGUUGGUCUAGUUCCAAAGAAAAGCUCUCGACGUCUCACUACAUCGUCAGUCGCGCCUACACAGCAGCGCAGCGUCUCUCGUACCUUGCCCAUCAACGAAGAAUUGCCGCUUCGCCCAUCCACAUCAGCAGGUCCCGCCUCAGGGAGGCCUCUUUCAAUUGCAGACAGUAGCUCCCAGAGCCUCAGACCUUCUGGACGAAUCACCGUCAGCAGGUCACGGCCGACUACUGCGCACGGGGAACCGGCUCUCAGAUCACCCAUGCUCGAAGCCGGAAGGGAGGCAGCUGCAGAGAGAGCUCCGCAAUCUGCGGCGUCAAGGCUGGACGCUACUAUUGACGACAUGGAUAAGAUCACCAAAGGCAUCAAGAAGAUCAAGAUCAACUUGAUCACUCAGUCACAGAAGGAGGCUCGGGAGAAGGCUCGGCUUGAGGCCGAACAAGCCCAAGCUGCAGCCGCCGCCGCAGUCGCCAAAUCACCACGAACUUCUUCGGCUAGCACCAACAGAUCCGUGGAGUCUGGCGGCCUCAAGACUCCCAACAGCACUUCCGACCGUAGAUCUAUAGUUUCCGCCACAUCGCCGGAUAGUACUAUGCCGGCACUGACCUCCGAAAGUGGUUUAUCUACGCCUAACAUGGAACACUUUACACCACGGACAAUUUCUCCUGAAGCGAGACAACCGGUCCCAAAUAUGAGCUCUCCUCGGUCGAGCCAAGCAGCAGAAGAAAUAUCCGAAUCUUUUGUGCCGUAUCAGCCUGGAGGGCCACCCCCUGUUCCUGUCGCUUCUCAAGAGCCACUGAAAUGGCUCCCUCCGACUCUUCCCCCCGGCGCUUCAGCUGCUGCGCCUACCCUUAAGAAGAAGAAUAGCACUUUGUUCCAAUAUGGUGGCAGUGGCAGCAUUCCUUUUGCACCCAGGUUGGCCAAUCAGCCCACCACUUCAUCACAGCCCAAGGUUCAGAGGAAACCUAGUGGACCUGUCAGGGGAGUCCCCAGAUCUCCUCCAAAAAAAUAG